Molecule: messenger RNA, 2637 nt
Organism: Salvia splendens (bonfire salvia)
Lineage: Eukaryota; Viridiplantae; Streptophyta; Magnoliopsida; Lamiales; Lamiaceae
Product: histidine-containing phosphotransfer protein 4
Exons: 9
Coding region: 2084-2512 (142 amino acids)
Biological process (GO): cytokinin-activated signaling pathway; phosphorylation; phosphorelay signal transduction system
Cellular component (GO): nucleus; cytoplasm
Molecular function (GO): histidine phosphotransfer kinase activity; protein histidine kinase binding
Source: RefSeq, a predicted model, not a curated record
GCUGAAUUCAAAGAAGGAAAUGACUAAAUCGAAGCUGCUGAAUUCAUUCAUCGGUUAUUCACGUGAAUAUUCUAUAGCUGAAGGCGCUGCUUUUUUUCGUCGACGACUAUGAUCGGCGGUUUUGAUUGCGGCUGAAAAGAUUGGAAGGAAGCUGAACAUUUUCGAGGAUUAACAUAUCCGCUGUGGGUUCUUAUCGACAACACAGAGGAUAGAGACUCAGGAAAAGAGAAUCCAUCUGUUUCAGGUAAGGAAUAAAGUUGCAGGCUGUCCUCAACUCUGCUUUCACUUUACACCUUCUGGUGGAUUGCUGCAAUGAUAAGAAGUCAUGAUAAGGAUUCCAAGCUGCUUAUCUGGAAGUAUUACACUCACUUUUUAAUCAUUGGUUAAGAUUUUUCCUUCUUUGUUCUCCUAUGGUCAAAGUCGUCACUGUUUCUGGGAUUCGUCAACCCUCAAUCUAGUUUAUUUCUUCAUGGGACCUCACUAAUAUCAUAUAGUUUUAUCCAUACAAAUCUGAAAAUAAGUUAUUCUUUUGUUUUGUUUUUUAUUCAACUUGUUGCUUGGAAAUGACAUCUAGUGUAUUUCAUGUAUCUAGUUGUUGUGCUGAGUAGUUUCUGAAAAAACUAUGCUACCAUAGCCAAAUGCAGAAUCUUUUUCGGUGGGUCUGAUGGCACAGAUAAACCUGGACUAUAUCCAAAUACUAGUUUUAUGCCUAAGUUUUGUUUGUUUAUGUUAAUCGAGUCACAAGGAUAUCUGCUGCUGAAAUUGGUUUGAAAGAUCAGCUAUACUUUUAUGAGUCAUAAUUCUCAAUGCACAACAGUAGACAUGUAUUGAUGCAUCAUGUUUAGCCGUUUAGGGUAGACAAGACUUCAAGUGUCUUGUCCUAACACGGUUACAUAUAUAUGAGAGAUGUGCCAAGAGCACAGGUAACAUGUUCAAAUGUCUUCCUUAUUUAAAUCAUCAUCUGCUCAAAUCAAUAUUUCAUUAGUAUCACACUGAAAUAGACAUCGACUGUAUGACUGCAAGUAUACUAAAAUAUCAGCCUUCUUUAGCCGCGGAAAAGCGGGGGGAUUUGUGAUAUUUCCAUUUAUCACUUGGAGGUCUCUCCAAGAAUAUCAUACUAUGCUAGCAAAGUUACAGAUAGUUAUAUUAACUAGUGGGUACCCAAAUUAUUAAGAAGUGGCAAGUCAGUAAAGUAUUUUGAGGAUAAGAACAUCUUGUACCAUGGUGCAUGAAUAUGGAAAUUCGAGUAAAUGACUCACUUAUAGUAUCUUGCAUGUACCCUACCCACAGGGGAGCAUCCAUGGUUAUUAGAUGAUUGGCCUCUUUCCUUUACACCCCACCUCCACCACAUCCCUCCCACCCAUGAGGGGACAUCCAUGAUUAGGUGAUUGGUCAGUAAUAAAAAAUAAUCUAGCAUUUAAUUCCAAUAAUAGUAUACUGGUUAACUAUUUGGUAUUGGCUUGGCAACCACAAGUCACUAUAUUUUUUGUGAAGUUUGGAAGAUCGUAUGUUUUCACUUUACUCUAAUCGGGUAGAAGAGGAAUAAAUGUAUCUCUAUUUCUACCCAAAUAAGUAUCAAUUUCUUUUAUUGUAUAUAAGAGGACUUUGUGCGAUAAAGAAAUGAGUAAGAGCUGCGAUGUAAAACACUAUACCGUUCUGUGCGUGACAUUCACGUAUAGGUUUUUUAUUAAACCACCCUUUUCAAUCCAGUUAGUUUUAACUUAAAUUUUUUUAAAGCAUUUUGUGCUCUUAAUCUCUCUGUGUGUGUUUGUGUAUCAUACUAUCCUUGGAUCUUUAUAAGUCCAAGUUUUAGAGAAGCAUGACAUAUUUACAUGUGGUGAGAUCGUGAAAACUCUCACAGCUGCAAUAGAUUCUUGUAUGUGCAUGUGUGUUUUGUUCCUAUACAAGAUUACAUACGAAAACUAGACGUGGCACUGGGGACAGUCCUUGAAUCUUUUUCCCCCAGUUAUGCUUAGAAUAUUUAUCCUAUAUAUAACUGUAUGCCAUUGUACCUCUUUUCCUAUUAUAAACCAAACACUUCAACCAUUUUCCUCUUUCACUUUCUUUCUUCUUAUUCUAUACAAUGGAACGCCAAGCUGCCUAUUUGAGGAAUGCUUUAUUUGAUCAGGGAUAUCUUGAUGAACAGUUCCUUCAACUGGAAGAUUUGCAAGAUGAAACCAACCCUCACUUUGUUGAAGAAGUGGUCAAGCUAUUCUACACUGACUCGGUCCGACUAAUACAAAGCAUUGAACUGACACUAAAAAACACCCCUCGGGACUUCGAGAAACUGGAUAAGAUCAUGCAUCAGUUCAAGGGUAGCAGCACUAGCAUUGGCGCCAAAAAGGUCAAGAAGGAAUGCACACAAUUUCAAGAAUACUGCAAUGUUGGCAACGUGGAAGGGUGCAUUAGGGAAUUCCAAGAGGUAAAACAAGAGCAUGCAGCCCUCAAGAGGAAGCUUGAGCAUUAUUUUCAGGUCUUUCACGUUGUGCAUCUUGCAAGAGAAGCUCGUUAAGUCGCUUACAUAACGAUUAUAGUGAUGCCAAAUAGCUACCUACUGUAACCUUUUUAUAGAAUGAAAUAAACUUCGAAAUGUAUGUAAACAAGUGAUCAGUUCUACAUAUCUCAUUUGUUGAUUUA